AUGACUCUACUGUCUGUCCCUGGAAAGGUGUUCAGCCAUGUUCUGCUCUCCUGCUUAGAACCCAUACUCGCCCGUCACCGACGACCCAACCAGUCUGGUUUUACAAGAGGUCUGCCUACUCUGGAUGCCGUGCUUGCUCUCCGACUUCUUCCAGAACUCCACCGUGAAUUUGAGGGGCCUCUCCACGUUGCCUACGUUGACAUCAAGGCAGCUUUCGACUCCCUGGAUCGCGAUGCUCUUUGGAAGGCCCUGAAAGCGACCGAUGUCCCACCAAUACUGCUUUCGUUGAUUCAGGACCUGCACAUGGGCUGUGCAUCCACUGCACGUAUUGGAAGUGACGUUUCCAACCCCUUCUCUACCACCUCGGGUGUCCUCGGUGCUCUGUCAAAGUCACACAGAAGUUCAAGUAUCUCGGCUGUGACAUCCAAUCUUCAGGCUACUCCUCCCCCGACAUUCUCUGACGCCUGGGGCUUGCCUCAUCCACCUUUGGCCAAUUAG
Molecule: messenger RNA, 498 nt
Organism: Asterias rubens (European starfish)
Lineage: Eukaryota; Metazoa; Echinodermata; Asteroidea; Forcipulatida; Asteriidae
Exons: 1
Coding region: 1-498 (165 amino acids)
Source: RefSeq, a predicted model, not a curated record